AUGAGCGGCUGGGUUGCAUACAUCCAAACUCUGACUGACAGCUGCAAUGUCAUCUCCAGAGCUGCAAUUGUUGGACUUACUGAUGGAGGGAGUGUUUGGGCUAGAACGGAAGGUGACAAAGAAUUUAAGGCUACUGAGUCGGAACUCAAGAAGUUUGUUGGUCUCUUUGACAAUCUUGAUAGUGUUCCAGGAACUGGCGCAGAUCUAGAAGGUGUUCACUACAUUGUACCGAGAACUGAGGAGAACCUCAUUUUUGGCAAGAAGGACAAGACUGGGUUUGUCUUCAGUUCACGAUCUAUUUAUUUUUCAAAUCUUAGGUUCUUUGCUGCUAAAACCAAGUCAGCAGUGUUGAUUGCUAUUUAUGAGGGUGAAGCGGCUGCUGGUGCUGAUGUUCGUGGGGCUAUCGAAUCUUUGGCAGAAUUCUUGGAGAAAGCAGGAUACUGA
This is a messenger RNA of Meloidogyne enterolobii, 444 nucleotides long. The record is from the annotation of a GenBank genome assembly. Lineage: Eukaryota; Metazoa; Nematoda; Chromadorea; Rhabditida; Meloidogynidae.